AUGGAAAAUUGUUGGGAACAGCUUGGAGAAGACACUGUAUUGGAAUUUUCUGAAUGGAUGAGAAGAUAUUUUUUGGAUUCAACAUUUCUUCUGUCCACUAGUAUACAAAAGCACUCAAUUACCAAUUAUUAUAAUAGUUUAUCGAUAGAUAAAAAGAAUACCACCGUAAUUGAAGGUGCUUUUAAGGAAACUGAAACUUUUUUAAAAGCUCUGGAAGACGUUACCAUGUGUCUCGUGUAUUUUAUGAUAGUUCCAAAGUUUGUUAGAAACUUUCCUGGAAUUAGAUGGUAUAGCCAGAGAUUAAAAAAUCAGCUAAAUUGGAUGAGGAAUAGUGUUUGUAAUAUUGCAAAGGCAAGAAGAGAAGAGAUUGAAAAAACACCCGAAGAUCAAGAAUUAACCAAAGAUAUGUUAACAAUGUUUUUAACGAUAAAUACGUCACGCGAUAUUACUGAAAGAAUCGCGGAUAGCUUACACGAUAAACCAAUGACCGACGAUAAAACUAUCAUAAACUUUGUUGAAAUUAUGGCAGGUGGGAUUGGUACAUCGACGCAGAGCAUUUGCUUCCUAAUUCACUAUCUGUCCAAUUAUCCAAGGGUUAAGGAAAAAUUGGUGGAGGAGUUUGAUAGAGUCCUGGGGAAAGAUCCUGACUAUAAAAUUACUUACGAAGACAUGUCGAAACUUGAAUACUGUGAUGCAGUAAUCAACGAAUGUGCGCGAAUAUUUACCAUUGUUCCCGCAAUACCUAGAAUUAAUUCCAAUCCUGAUGAGCUCGGUGGUUUUAAAUUUCCUGCAAAAACGCAAUUUAUUUUAAAUAUACAAGGCGUUCACAAACAUAAGUCCUUAUGGGAAAACCCAGAGGAAUUUAUUCCUGAGAGAUUUAUGGAAAAAGAUGAUAAAAGUAUCAAAGGUUUCCUUUAUAACUUUGGUGGUGGACUGAGAAAGUGUCCCGGAAGAAUCUUGGCAAUGAUGGAAAUAAAAUUUACUUUAGCAAUGCUGUACAGAAAGUACGAUGUUGAGCUGGUGAAUAUGAAUGCGCCGAUAAAGACUUACGUCACCACCUUUCGGGUUUGCAAAGAAUUAAAACUCCGAAUUAAGAAAAGAAAGAUUUAG
Molecule: messenger RNA, 1110 nt
Organism: Acaulospora colombiana
Lineage: Eukaryota; Fungi; Glomeromycota; Glomeromycetes; Diversisporales; Acaulosporaceae
Source: the annotation of a GenBank genome assembly